Penicillium subrubescens is the source of this 714-nucleotide messenger RNA. RefSeq names its product glycoside hydrolase family 75 protein. Bases 1 to 714 code for a protein of 237 amino acids. NCBI's taxonomy places the organism in Eukaryota, Fungi, Ascomycota, Eurotiomycetes, Eurotiales, Aspergillaceae. Gene Ontology annotation, molecular function: chitosanase activity. The record is from RefSeq and is a predicted model, not a curated record. The transcript has 3 exons.
AUGCAGUUUCUGUAUAUCGCAUGUAUUCUAUCGGCUGGUCUCACUUCGGCCUACGAUCUGCCUGAUAACCUCAAGCAGAUUUAUAACAACCACAAGACUGGAAAAUGCAACAAGCAGCUUGCAGGGGGAUUCACUGAUGGCAUCGAUGGCAUCAAAACCUUCGCAUACUGCGGCGACAUUAAUGGUGCCAUCUAUCUCCACAGUUCUGGCCAUGGCGGCCAAUACGACAACAUGGAUGUAGACUGCGAUGGUCUAAAUGACAAGGGUGGUGAUUGUGGUAGCGAUGAGACUGGACAAGGCGAGACUGCAUUUAAGGAUCAGUUGAGCCAGUAUGGUAUCCAAGAUUUGGAUGCAAAUGUCCACCCCUACGUCGUUUUUGGAAACACCAACUUUGACCCUCAGCAAUACGGCAUGGAGCCAUUGAGUGUUAUGGCUGUUGUUUGCAAUAACCAGGUGCUGUACGGUAUUUGGGGUGACACAAAUGGAUUCGACUCGACCGGGGAAGCCUCUAUUUCGCUUGCACAAAUGUGCUAUCCCAACGAUGGUAUCAAUGGUAACAACGGACAUGGACCGGAUGAUGUCCUAUACCUAGGCUUCAUCGGUAAGGAUGCUGUUCCAGGUAGCAGUGCAAACUGGCAGGCUGGAGAUCGCAACACUUUUGAGGACAGCAUCAAGGCUUUGGGCGACAAGCUUGUGGCCGGAUUGAAAAGCUAG